This is a messenger RNA of Leishmania braziliensis MHOM/BR/75/M2904, 1998 nucleotides long. RefSeq lists its product as hypothetical. Gene Ontology annotation, molecular function: high voltage-gated calcium channel activity. Gene Ontology annotation, cellular component: voltage-gated calcium channel complex; membrane. Lineage: Eukaryota; Euglenozoa; Kinetoplastea; Trypanosomatida; Trypanosomatidae. Gene Ontology annotation, biological process: calcium ion import across plasma membrane. The transcript has a single exon. Bases 1 to 1998 code for a protein of 665 amino acids. The record is from RefSeq and is a predicted model, not a curated record.
AUGAGUCGCCCGGUGCAGAUUAGCUGGUUUCUGCUGGUGUGCCUCAGCACUGCGAUAGCACUGACAUUACAGCCCUGCCAUGACACAAGCAGUGACGCCUAUGCGACUCUCUAUGCCCUACAAGUGGCCUGCCUCGCGCUCUUUUGGCGGCGCAUGGUAGCAGAGGUUGUCGCCGGUGGGCUAUUCCGCUGCAGAGACGCCGCUGUGAACAAUUGGCGUCUGCCCUCUGGCGACUACAACGCCACCGUGAUGGGCUACACCGGUUCGACGAGUGCUGUGCGAAAGGAGACGUGGUGGCAGGCAGCUUCCCGCUAUGAUGCUUUUUGGGCCGGCACUCUUGUCGGCGUGUGCCAUGAUGACGGUGUGCCACUGGGGAGAUUACAUGAACGAUGCGAUGGCGAUCGCCAGUACGAUAACGUUCUAGAGCCACCCUGGUUGCUACGUCAUCCUUUUCAUUGCCGUCCUACUGCUUAUCCGCUUCCUCGAUGUCCGUACAAUCGAGGCAGUACUGGUGUCGGAGCUUCGUCGCACCAUGAUCGAGUCUCUGACUACGGCACCCUGCACACUACAGCAGACCCGGUUUGUUCUCUCGCGCAAGUGCAUCGGCUACAUGACGCAGCUACAGUGUUUCCUUCCACCGUUACGCGCUGCUGCACGUCGACUAUGCCACCGCAUCCUCUCGGCCCAACCGGCCCACUGGCCCACCCCCUCCUUCAGUUUUUUUUUGUGCAAACCAUGCUCGUGAUUACGCACGGAUAUCUAGCCUCCACUCACGCUGGCGAAUCGCUGUGGCAGAAGGGCAUGAUUCUGGUGGUGGACUGCGUCGCGGAAGCGUUGAGCGGGGCGGAAGUGAUGCUAGGAGUUGUGGCCUACGGUGUACGGUACCUGACUCGGGCGCUGUAUAUGGCUGAUGUGGUACUCUUCGCUUUCAUGGUCGUUAGCGUAGCGUCGCCAUUGCUGCGCUUCACGGGAGUGGUGGUCUUUGUGACGCUAAUGAAGGGCGUCAGCACGGGCCUGGCGCUGCUGCCUGCAAUACACCACAUGCGAAUGUUGCUUAGCUCUGGUGCAAUUACUCUUCUGAUCCUCUUCACGUACGCAGUGGUGGACACGCUGCUUCUUGGCGACAUUGCUACUGACGGCGUCUACCUGAGCGAAAAGCGCGAUUUCAGCAUCGUCAUUGAGCCGCUACUUAUGCUGGUGGAUUGCGGCACCUUUGAUCAAUGGCACCUCGUCCUGCACGCAUGCUAUGACGGGGCCGCAUGCCACAGGAAUGCCUCAGCCCCGUGCGGACACACGUACAGCGCCGUGACUUUCUUCGUCUCCUUCAUCGUCAUUGCGAGCCUCAUUGUAGGCCACCUCCACUUCGCAACGAUCGUGGCCACCUUCUCCGUGCCCCUCUUCAUCGAUGUCAUUCAGUUCUUUAUAGAGGCACGACGUGUCUGGCAGAUGGGCGUUGGCGCCGACCUGUGUGCAUGUCACUUCGACGCAGUUUUGACCGUACUCCCGCGUUUCUCAACGCGCCACACAGAUGGCAUUACCAGCGAGACGGCCAGCAAACCCGACGUCAUUGCGUUUCUUUCCUCUCUGCGCCUUCCCCUCGAUGAGAACCUGGGAGUGCGCUACGACGACGUGCUUCGUGGUUUUGCGUACCGUAAGUACAACAUGAAUCUCGCUGAGAGCAGUGCCAAUCCGUGCGCACGUGAUCGACUAACAUGCCUCACGGUUGGUGAGCACUAUGGUCAGCUGCUGCUUCAAAGGUACCGAGAUGAUGUGUCUCGUUUGGCGUACUUCAAAGUAGGCGGCCUGCACCUGUCUUUCACUGGAAUGUCGGCGGCAUCGCCUCCACAUGACAGCGAUGGAGAGCACAACGUGUUCCGUCGCCGCGAAGACGGCCUUCUGGUUCUCAAAGGUGCGCUGCCCAUCCCUAGCUCCAACGCCUUUCUCUACACGUUCCCCGGCGAUAGCAAUGACGGAGGUAUUUUGCCCUCUACCUCGUAG